Messenger RNA from Closterium sp. Yama58-4, 2514 nucleotides. The record is from the annotation of a GenBank genome assembly. Lineage: Eukaryota; Viridiplantae; Streptophyta; Zygnematophyceae; Desmidiales; Closteriaceae.
AUGGGGUGGCUUACUCGUAACGCUACUGCUCGCCUCGGCAUUCGCAACCACGUGCCGUUAGCCGAACGGGCGCACUUUGGCCAGCACAAGACAGCUAAAACACUGUUCGACGCUGUAGUUGCUCGUUACUCCUCCCCUGCCAUUGCUGCUCUCGGCCGACUUAUAGUGCCCUACCUUUUUCCCGAGCUGUCAGCCUUUCCCAUAGUCGCCGACCUCAUCACCCACCUUCGCACUAGCGACACUCUCUACCGGGCUGCGCUGAAAACUGAGUUUCUAGACAAGAACCCUUUCCCCACGUACAUCACUCCUUACUUCCUCGUCACCCGCAUUCCUGACUCUCUUCACGCAGUGCUUCUCGUGGCACUCCUCGCACUCCCUUCUUUGAGGGGUGUUCCCCCUCCCCCCUUGCCCCCUCUGUCGCUUCUGCUGCUGCUGUUGACUUCCUUCGUGCUGAGGAGGUCGGGGCUGCGUCUGCUCCUAGUGGGAGGCGCCGCAACGGCAAGGGCAAGGGAGGCAAGAGUGGUGGAGGUGGCAGCGGUGGAGGCGGUGGUGGAGGUGGUGGUGGCGGUGGGGGUGGCGGUGGGAGUGGUGGUGGGAGUGGAGGCGUCGGUGGCGGCGGUGGUGGCGGUGGGAGUGGUGGUGGGAGUGGAGGCGUCGGUGACGGCGGUGGUGGUGGUGGUGGUGGCGGCGGUGGUGGCGGCAGUGGGAGUGGUGGCAGCAACAGUGGUGACGGUCGUGGUGGAGCCGUUCAGAGGGGAGAUUCUGGCGGUGGCUAGAGGCAACAGCAGCCUCUGCGCAAGACCCUUACGCCCCAGCAACUUCGUGAGUGCUUUGCUCAGCAUGGGGCGCCUGGGGGUAGUGUUCGCUACCCCUGAUGUGCCGCCUGACCCAGGUAUAGAGGCUGCUGCUCUAGGUGCUAGUGCAUCUGCUCUCUCUGGUACUGCGCCUGCUAAGGCCUUGCACACCUUCAUGCUUGACUCAGUUCUUGCACGCUCCUCCACUGUUCUCCCGUGUCCGGCGGUUCCGUCUGGCUCACUGUCAGGUCUUCACCUCCCCUCGUUCUCUACGAACUUGGUGAGUACCGCUGCCCUCCAGGAUGCGAUGGUCACUACCAGCACUUCUGGGGGUCAUCGUGUGGCGAUUUGCACGUGUACACGGACGGGCCGUCACCUGGCCACGUUCACACGUCGGCCUGGGUCGACUUUGUACACACUGACUACUGAGCCUACUCCGGGGGCUGUGUCAGGUCAGGUGUCCGCGUCAGGUCAGGUAGCAGCCCCCGGUUCGUGUCGCCUCCGCACGCACCAGACUCUCCUUUCGCAUCACCACCUUGGUCACCCCUCCCUGCCACGCCUCCGUGGCAAGCAAUCUCGCUUCCUUGUCUCUGGUCUUCCCAGGUCUCUGCCUCCCCUCCCGUCCUCGCCUGCCCUGUUCUGCCUUCCUUGCGUCGAGGGGCGGCAGCGCGCCGCUCCUCACUCCUCCUCGUUUCCCCCGACGACUGCUCCCCUGCAGACUCUCCAUAUGGACGUGUGGGGCCCCGUCCGCGUCCGUGGACAUGACCGCGAGCGAUACUUCCUGCUGGUUGUUGAUGACUACUGUCGAUACACCACGGUCUUCCCCAUGCGCAGUAAGGGGGAGGUCCCUUAUGUCUUUAUCCCUUUGAUCCACACUGUUCGUCUCCAGCUUCGCGAGCAGUUCCGUCAGGACCUUCCUGUCCUGCGUCUGCACUCUGACAGGGGUGGUGAGUUCUCCUCCGACCUCCUGUGGGACUUUUGUCGUGGAGAGGGUUUUAUCAAGUCGUUCACGCUUCCGGCCUCCCCGCAGCAGAAUGGGAUUGCUGAGCGCCGCAUUGGCUUAGUCAUGGAGGUGGCUCAUACCUCCAUGAUCCAUGCAGCUGCUCCCCAAUUUCUGUGGCCGUUUACGGUCUGGUCACUUCCGACACCUCUGGUCCAGCUGAGGGGGGGUGAUGUUGCUGCUGACGACGCGGCGGCCCCUGGCCACUCACCACGCUUGGAGACCCCUCCGGGUUUUCUACCUCAACCGUCUUCGCCGCCUCUGCAGCCGGUUGCUGUCGACUCUGGUGCUCUUGGGGGUGGUGUUCCUAGAGGUGCUGAGUCUGGGGGUGCUGAGCCUGAGGGUGCGGAGCCUGGGGGUGCUGAGCCUGAGGGUGCGGAGCCUGGGGGUGCUGAGCCUGAGAGUGCGGAGCCUGGGGGUGCUGAGCCUAGGAGUGCGGAGCCUAGCGGUCUCGUCGGCGAGAGCCUCUCUCACCACAGCAGCUGCGCGAGUGGUUUGCUCGGCGCACCCGCCUUCGGAGUGGCACGGCUGGAGCUGAAGGCCCUGCCGCUGGAGGCAUUGACGCUGGAGGCGCUGGAGCUGGAGGCGCUGGAGCUAGUGGCCCUAGAGCUAGAGGCCCUGGAGCUGGAGGCACUGGAGCUGGAGACGCUGGAGCUGGAGGCGCUGGAGCUGGAGGCGCUGGAGCUGGAGACCCUGGAGCUGGAGGCGCUGGAGCUGUAG